AUGGAAGUCGACAGCACACAUGCUUUCACACCCUACGAUCUCAAUUCGCUACUGUCUUGUACUUCUAUGAACCAUUCGGAGUUUAGGAGCCACGAGAUGUUGGAGGAGGUUAAAAUGACGGUGAACGGUCAGGAACUGGAUGAGUCUCUGUCAGCUGGUGAUCCGGCAAGUUUUCCGACGAGAUGCUCCUUGAGUGCGGUCAUGAGAGUACAGAAGGUUUACCGGAGCUAUCGUACGCGGCGCAUGUUAGCAGACUCCGCUGUGGUUGCUGAAGUGCUCUGGUGGCAAGCGAUAGAUUAUGCGCGAUUAAAUCACAGCACUGUAUCCUUUUUCAACUUCAUGAAGCCAGAAACAGCAGCAUCGCGGUGGAAUCGUGUCAGUUUGAAUGCUUCAAAGGUAAAAAAUAUGAUUUCUUCUUGUAAUUAA
Molecule: messenger RNA, 426 nt
Organism: Fraxinus pennsylvanica
Lineage: Eukaryota; Viridiplantae; Streptophyta; Magnoliopsida; Lamiales; Oleaceae
Source: the annotation of a GenBank genome assembly